This is a messenger RNA of Coffea eugenioides, 393 nucleotides long. RefSeq names its product gamma-glutamyl peptidase 5-like. The transcript is spliced from 2 exons. Bases 1 to 393 code for a protein of 130 amino acids. The record is from RefSeq and is a predicted model, not a curated record. Lineage: Eukaryota; Viridiplantae; Streptophyta; Magnoliopsida; Gentianales; Rubiaceae. Gene Ontology annotation, cellular component: cytosol.
AUGGGUGGCAAGAAGUUUGGGGUUCUGCUGUGUGCGGAUGAUUCCGAGAACGUGAAGAAGAUUUAUGGAGAGCACUUUGGAGCUUUCGUGAGAAUGCUGGGGGAAGAAGGUGAAACCUGGAAGGUGUUUCGUGUGGCCAAUGGUGAGUUCCCUGAUGACGAAGAGAUUAAAGAGUUUGAUGGGUUUGUCAUCACUGGAAGUUUCAGUGAUGCUCAUGGGACUGAUGUCUGGAUCUGCAGGCUUCUCAAUCUGCUCAAACAAUUGGAUUCCAUGAAGAAGAAAGUUCUGGGCAUAUGCUUCGGUCACCAGGUAGAAGCAAUGCAAGAAGGCCAACUGUGCUGUGUGGGGAGUGGGGACGCACAAAGAAGGAUAUCUGGGUACCACAGGAGAUAG